UCUGAUGUUAGGCAACAGUAACUCCUCCGUCCCACUCAGUCUGCUCUCUCCGCUCUGCCUCUGCUCUCCUGUUUCAGCCAGUCUGUCCGCCCUCCAGCGUAGUACUCUCCUUUCACUCACCGCUUUUCAUCACCAGCUAGGAUACAUUUACGCGAAACCCACGCAGGUAGACGAGAGCUCCGGCGUAGUGUGCUGAAGAGUUUCCCUCAGCUGAUACACAGAGAUAUAAAUGCACGUUACCUUGGAACGGACAUAGAAAGUGUUGCUGGAGUUUCUUCCCCAUACUACGUUUUUAAUCCCAAAGGAUACUGCACACAGCUGCACAGGCUGCCAGCUCCAACUGUGGCAAACACAAGUCGAUGACUGAGAACUCCGCCUCCCACGAUGGACAAGAAAAGUGCCAACGGCUUUCAGACCAAGGCUAGUGAGGGCGGUGUUCAGAGGAAGCAGUUGCCCUACUCAGUGGAGACUCCCUAUGGCUUCCAUCUGGACCUGGACUUCCUCAAGUAUGUUGAUGAUAUUGAAAAAGGCAACACCAUCAAAAGGGUCAACAUCCAGCGCAGGGUCAAGGUCCCACCCAAAUUCAGCACACUACCUAGAAACUUCAGUCUCCCUGGGCAUGGAGCCAGGCCUGCCUCUAAGGAAAAGGACAGCACAUGGUCAGGAACAUCCACCUUGGGGCCCAAGCCUAAAUCACGGGUGACAGAGGUGCAACAAUUCUUUGACUUCAGGGCAAAUGAAGGGGGGACUUCCAGCCAGAGCAACAGGGGGACAACCAGUCAGGGGGGUGGUUAUGUUGCACCUAAACCCAGAGAUGAAACAGGCACUGGGGCUCGAGGUGUUGAAGAGAAAACUGGGGGGAUUCAAAAUCGUCCGAACCUGCUCCGAGCAUCAAGCAUGCCGGUCACCCUCCAGCAGCGGAAAAGCUCUGAUUCAAGCAGUCCGGAUCGUACUGUGGGAACACCAGACAAUGGCUCAACAGAAAACAUGUUCCGUGCUUCACCAGAUGUAACAGAGAGACGUUGCGUACCCCAGGAUCGAACAGGGCUCCACCAGCAGAUCACAGUGGCACUGAAGCGAGUCAGAGAGCUGGAGGAAAUGGUUAAAACCAUCCCGGAGCUUAAGGCCCAGAUCUGCUCACUGAGGGAGGAAAGGGAGCGGCUAUUGGUAGAGCUCCAAGCCCAGACCCAAGCACAGAUUUCCACAUCACCCUCUACAACAGCCCCUGACGCUGGGUCACAUACUCAGCCGGUAGCACACAGAUCCUCAGAAGGGCUCAGUUUAGCUCCGACGAUUCAACCUGCUGGAGUGACAGAGAAAAGCAGAGUUUCACAAAAAGAUGAGAGUGCCUCAGCACAUGGAAAAAUGGGCAAGUUGUCAGCACAAGAAUCUGAGAGACUAUCACAGCCGUCAGAAAAAUCAGACAAACCAAAAGAAGCAAUAGAGAAAUCACUGGAGCAUGCAGCACACAAGCUAUCACAGGACACAGCAGGGCAGCAAUUAACAUCAAGUAGAGAGGCUAUUAAAGAUGCAGGGACAAGCAACAUUCAAGAUGCGGAAAAACUGAGACAACCUGAGAAACCAGACAGUGUGCAGAUGCUGCAGGAGAAGCUAAUGAUACUGGAGGAUAAACUUACUCAGGCCAGCCAAGAGCUGGAUAAAACUAAUAGUCUUUUAAAGGAACAAAUAGAGGACAACAUGGUAAAAGAGGAGAAAAUACUGCAACUGAGUGAGGGAGUGAGAGUGGAGAUUUGUACUCCAGAAGUAGAGAGCAGGCCAAGAAGAGAGAGCAUCGACACAGGAACAGUGACAGAGAGAGUCGAUUUUGCGAACCAAGAGACGGAGACAGAGUCAGUCGAUAGAGUAGAUCAGGGUACAGAUACAGAUAAAAUCUGUGUUGAAGUAUGUGUACCCAGUAUAAGUAUUGAUCAAGUAACUGAUACUAAAGUGGAAACACAAGACGAGGUCACAGACAUGGAGGCAGAAGUACCUGCAACGAGCCCACCAAGACCCAGAGCCGACAGCAUUGAACGGGGAACAGUUACUGAGAGGAUCCCCACUCAGGAUCAGAUGACUGAGAUGCCAGUGGCUGAGAGGGUCAACCAAGUCACAGAUAUGGAGGCAGAAGUACCUACACUGAGUCCACCAAGACCCAGAGCCAACAGCAUGGAACGGGGAAUGGUCACUGAGAGGAUCACCACUCAGGAUCAGACGACUGAGACGCCAGUGGCUGAGAGGGUCAACCAAGUCACAGAGACAGAGGGAGAGACAGUGACAGACCAUCCACGGGGACCGAGAGCCAGCAGUGCAGAUCGGGGGACAGAGACAGAGAGGGUGGACACUGUAGACAGGGUGACAGAGACAGAGGUGGCACAGAGGACCGACCAGGUGACAGAGACAGAGACAGAGACAGAGAGACGACCAGGCAACAAUCCAGCCAGAGGUGCAGAAGCAGAGAGUCCGGGAAGAGAAAGCACAAGCAGAGAAAGAGUAGAGGAAGUCGGCACGGUGGUCAGUGAAAGCACGGAGGACCAGGAAGAAAACGAAAGAAUUCAAAGAGUUAGUGAAAGUGUGGUAAUGAGAGUUAUCACAGAGAGUUCAGUUGUUGUUCAAGAAAGUGCAGUUGGGCAAAUUAUAGCUUUGGACUUUGUGAGCCAGAAGGAAGAGCGUACCAGUCCAACUGCUUCAACAGAAGAAGAUAAGGAAUCUGCGAUUGAAACAAGUACGACUUCACAGAAAGACUCAGAAACUAAAGAAAUUACAGAGACUGAGACAGAGAGUGUCGUGACAGGAACUGAUGAAAUGAAGCAGAUCGCCAUGGAGAGUAAAGAGAAGAAAGAAACGGGAGAGGGUGAGAUUGUGUGUGCGACAGUCAAAGACACUGUGGUCACUGACGUGGUUGUAACAGCAGCAGAGGACGCAGCUGUGAAGACAGUAGUUCCUGUCAGACCUCAGAGAGGCCGGAAGCUCUCAGCAGAGCCGGCACAGCCAACACCGCCUCAACCUCAGGCUGCACCUGUGCGUCCUCGCAGAGGAUCCAGUGAAGGUCAGGCCAAGCAGCCCCAGACAAAGCCCCAACCCCAGGCACAAGUACAGGAUGCACCUCAGCUUGAGGCUCAAUCUCCAACACAGCUCUCAGAACAGCAGGUAAAACAUGAAGCCCCGUCUGUGGCUAAGGUUGAGGACAAGAGCCAAGCAAAGAGGCCUUCUGAGGAGUCUGCUGAGGAAAAACCUCCAUCAAAACCUCAGGCUGAGACUCGGGGUCCGUCUUCUUGCUCCAGUGGAGUCCAAACCCGUCCAAAAUCAAUUCAGGCCCAGUCGCACUCUCAAGCCUCUGCAGCUAGACGGGGCUCAAAAGAGCUUAAAGGAACACAGAGGGGGUCCAGUGUGUCACAGCCUCCUAGUCGUGGAUCAGAAGCCCAAACCCGCCAGACUCGUCAGGGGUCAAGCGAUUUGCAAAGUCAGUCUCAGGGCUCCCGUAGAAGUUCCAGUGAGACUCAGCCCCCUCACAAAGAUGCCAGUGAGACACAAUCCCUGCGCAGAGCCUCUAGUGAAACAGCCAAGCGACGUGGGUCAACUGAAGCCCAGGCCUCUCGUCGGGACUCCGGUGAGGCCCAAACUCCUCGCAGAGGAUCCGGCGAGUCUCCGACCUCACCUGCGGCUUUGGGCCAAGUCGUAACCCGGUUAACAGGGCUUCUGGGGGAGCAGUGGGCACAGCUGGGGAGCAGCUCUGGAGCUCAACAGCCAGCCAGCCAGCAGGAGAUCCCAAGCACACAGAAACAGACAGCAGGGAAAAGAGCAGAGGCAGGAAAAGGAGCAGCAGCCAAGCCUGUGGGGAAAGCAGUCCCUGCAGCAACGACGGCGAAACCAACAGGGAAACCGGCAGGGAAACCGGCAGGGAAACCAGCAGGGAAACCCGGUCCUUCCAAAAUGAGCUCCAUUCAGAGUCAACUGGUCAGUUCCCUCAGUGUCCUCUCUGCCUUCUACUCACCAGCUCAGAAAGCCGCUGCAGCCAAAAAACAGCAAGAACAAGGUCUCAAAUCCAUCAUGAAGAAAAACGGGGUUGCUGACAAGCAGGGCACCAAGGGAGCCAAGAAAAACCUGAAGUUUGUUGGAGUGAAUGGAGGCUACGAGACGACCUCCAGCGAAGAGUCCAGUGGAGACGAGAAGUCAAAGGUGGAGGUGGAGGUGGAGGAGGAAGGGGACAGCUCAGAGCCAGAGGUGGAGAAGGAGAAAGAGAAGGAGAAAGAGAAAGAGAAAGAGAAGGAGAAGGAGAAAGAGAAAGAGAAAGAGAAAGAGAAGGAGCCUGAAGCGGCAGAUAAGCCUGAGGAGGCAGCAGAGACCCAGGCAAAGGAUGCAGAGGUCCCUGCUGAGGGAGGAGGUGCUGUGGCCGGAGAGGAGCAGAGAGAAAGAGGCCUGAUGGAUCCACAGAGCAGCCAGGAGCUCCAGGAGGAGCAGGCUGAGCGGGAGAAAGUUGACAAAGCGUUUAUAGAUGCUUGCGUCUAUGUGAAGGAUCGUAUGGAAGAGGUUCCAUCGCCUGAUAAAGAAAUGCGUCAGGUUUUAGUGGUGCUCUACCAGGAGUGGUUCAAGGUGUCCAGUCAGAAGGACUCGCAGGCCGACACCGUCAGACUGUACCUGCGACAGGUGGGCCUGACCACACCCACUCUUCUGCCGUAUGUCGUCAACUUGACAGAUGGCAACGGGAACAUGGCGCUGCACUACAGCGUGUCACACUCCAACUUCCCUGUGGUCGAGCUGCUGCUGGACACUGGUCUAUGUGAAACCAAUAAUGUGAACAAGGCCGGCUAUACUCCAGUGAUGCUCGCUGCGCUGACAGCUGCUGAGAGCCCCGGUGAUCUGGAGGUGGCUCAACAACUGCUGAGACUGGGGGAUGUCAACGCUCGCUCCAGACAGGCGGGCCAGACGGCACUUAUGCUCGCGGUGAGCCACGGUCGCGUUGCCAUGGUGAAGCUGCUCUUGAGCUCGGGCGCGGAUGUCAAUGGCCAGGACCGCGAGGGAUCCACAGCCCUGAUGUGCGCGAGCGAACACGGACACACGCACAUCGCUCGUCUGCUGCUGGAGACGGGUCGCUGCGACUCCGGCCUCGUAGAUAAGAAUGGUCAGACGGCUCUGUCGGUUGCAGAAGCCACCUCCCACCAAGAGAUAGUUGACCUUCUGAAGGCCCAAACCGAGGGCCAAGCCUCGGAGCCCCCGGCUGCCACAGACCUCCUCUGAGCCAGGCAGACCCCGGUUACUCUUCCAACACCGCACCACACUUCAGAAAUCCAGAGACCCUCUGCAGCACCAACGUAGAGGGAAACAACCGAGACACACAGGACACACUCUGCUACGUUUACUGUGGAAUCAUGGGAGCUCACGUGUAAACCUCUGCGACCGGAGCGUCCUGCAAACGUACGGCCACACAUUUCUUCCACAUCUCUGCCGACACGGUGUCAUAUGCUGCAUCAACCACUCAGUGGACAGACAACAAAGGGGGCAGGUGGUCAGACAUAUAUAUAUAUAUAUAUUAUAUUUAUAUUCUCACCCCACUGUAUAUGGACUGGCAAGUGGACGCUGCUUCCUCUCAUAAAACUAGCUUGUCCGGCAAGAUACUAAGCACAUGAUCUACCUUUCAAAUAUAUGAUAUGAAAUGAUUUCUAUUUUUUCCUUUGACGUCAUUGACUUGAUCCAUAUUUGGACAUAAGCCAUUAUUAAGAACAUAGUAUAUGUAGAGUGUUAUUCUAACAGAUAAUAAUCGUAUACAAACACAGAAAGUGUAUUUUCUACAGUUUUUUAAAAAAAAGUUGUGUUUAUGUACAGUGAAAAGUCCUCUAUAAUAUCGGUGUCCAGAAGAAACUAUAUCUCCAAAAGUGUAGAGUGCAAAGUAGAACUUGUGGUGAAAUUUCCCAUCAUUCAGUGGGGUUUGGCAUCAUUUAGUGUGUUGUUAUAUUAUGUUUUUCACGUCUGACAUCGUCUGUGAAAUAUUGAAAAAUAAAUGGAUUAGUUGGAGAUAAAAAUCUGUUGGAAACAGAAGAAAUGAUUAUUUUUAAAUAACCUGAUAAAAGACAGAUAAGUCUACAAAUAUAAGAGGAUUGUAUUCAGAAGGCGCUGCAUGCAGAUACUCAGUCACGCCCCCUGCUGGUCGCCCUGUAGUAAACCAACAACAGUAUGUUGUAAUACUGUCUGUUCUCAUGAUUAUAAUCUCUCUCUCUCUCUGUGUCUCGGCCUCCAUCCCCCAGUUCAACUAUAAUGUACGUCUUGUUUGCCUGCUUGCGUCCAAUCGAAUCGUGUAUGCAACUGCUUCAAAAUGCACAAUGAAUGUCAGGCUGGCUGCGACACAUCCCAAUAGAACACUGUAGCUGGCACGGAUCAUGGGACUAACAGAGAGUUAGGCUGUCGGUGACAAAAAGACAUUAAUCUUGAAGAAAAAUCCUCAACACGAAGAUCUGAUUUGCCUGUUUUCAAAUAAUCACUAACACCAGAACUGUGUUUUUUUGUUUGUUUUCUGUCUAAAGCAAUAUAAAUGGCUGAGUGGCUUUGAUCUCGCCUUAAUCAGAUGACAUGUGGAGGAGACGUGUUCCAGGGAGCGUGGCCUUUUAGCAUCUGUUUACCACAAAACUUCACCCAUAUUCUUAAAGUAUCUUCCAGCAAGAGUACUGGUCUGAUGAAGGUUUUACGACUCAGCGUUUCUCCCACUGCAGAUGUCAAACAGGUCAGCAAGUUUACAAAGAACAAAAGGGAUCAAUGGUUCCACCUGGGAACAGGAAACUGAUUCUCUGGAGGUUUAAUUACAGACAGACACGUAACUGCACAAGUGUCAUUUUUUAAAUCCAUGUUUCCAUGUUAAAAUCCUGUUUACAUGUGAUCUUUAAAUGGAGAUUUAAAAAGGGGGAAACAACACAUCAUUUAACAACUGUCAUGUUUGUGGUCGAGUGAACUUCUGCAGAAACAAGGAGAACGAUUCCUCCGAUCUUAGAUGAACUUUUUCAUUUGUUUCUAACUGAAGAACCUGAAUUAGAUUUCAAAUGUCUUAGUCUUCUCUAAUCAUAAGUAUGGUGCUGUCUCGUAAGCUACUUCAGGCGGAUUCUGCCUCCACCAGUCCGCUGGCUUUCGCUAUGGUUCUCGUCAUCAUCCAAACACACACGUGCACAAGGGUACACACAGACACACACAUGGACGUCUGCACGCAGCCCAGAACAACAACUUUUCUUUUUCCUGAGACGCAGUGUGGUCUGACCUCUGAUCCUGCACCAGUACUCUCAUAUCUGGACACUUUAUAAUUAUGGGUGUUGGCAUGAAACUAUGUAGAAAGACAAGAAGAUAGAUGGAUGACGUAAAAGUAUCUUAAUUAUGUAGUAAAAGCUGCAUUUACUCUAAAACAAUGAGACUUUUUUCCAGCAGUGGUUUAGCGAUCACAUCAUUUGUUGAGUCACAGGCUACAAACAUGUGCGUCUGCGCCCGAACGUCGAUCUGACCUGUGCUGCUGUGAAGCGUCUGGUGUUUCUGGUGUUUCUGGUGUUUCUGGUCUUCCGUGCCUGUGUCUUCAAGUCUUAAAUCUCAUCCAUAUGUUUAAUCCAGUGUGACCCAGAUGUAAUAAAGGUUUGCGUAAGUGGCUGAACACCAAAGACCUGAAAUCGAGUCUGUUUCACAUGGGGUUAAAUAUAUAUCUAUUUUACCUGUUCCUGUAAAAUCCAGCCAAAUACAUGUAUAUACAGUAUUGUGAAGAGUAUAUACCGAGUAUUGUCUGACAAGUUUGCUCUAUAAAGGAUAUUGAGUAUUUAUUCCAAAAGCUAUAUUUUUACCAUAUAUAUACAUAUAUAUAUAUAUAUAGUAUACGUACGUAUGCAUGGACAAAUACUCCAGUGAAUCUGUCGCGAGGGGAAUAUGGAUGAUUAGAAAAUAUGCUACGUGUUCCCUGAGUAUGUGAUUAUUUGACUUGACGUUGACUGGUCAGGUGGUUUCGUCAUGUGUGAGGUUGUGGACUGUGUCACGUGUCGUUUUAACGCAAACAUUGAUGUUUGUGUCGGGGGAUACGAAGCAGAUCUGACACUGGUUUAAGCUGCAAAAGGGCAAAGUGCUCUCGUUGGAAAAACCCCAUCUGAAAAUCCGAGUCUGUGUAUAUGACAGAGUCAAAUGUAAAAACCUGUACCUCUCUGUAGUAUUCCUUGUACAACAAGCUUGUAUGUUACAAACCAGAGAACUAAUUCUAAAUAAAUGAAUAUUUAAAACUUA
Messenger RNA from Hippoglossus stenolepis (Pacific halibut), 8232 nucleotides. It is a transcript of the gene kank4, whose product is annotated as KN motif and ankyrin repeat domains 4. Bases 385 to 5235 code for a protein of 1616 amino acids. Gene Ontology annotation, molecular function: protein binding. Gene Ontology annotation, biological process: negative regulation of actin filament polymerization. NCBI's taxonomy places the organism in Eukaryota, Metazoa, Chordata, Actinopteri, Pleuronectiformes, Pleuronectidae. The transcript has 10 exons. Gene Ontology annotation, cellular component: cytoplasm; cytoskeleton. The record is from RefSeq and is a predicted model, not a curated record.